AUGGCUUCUGGUGAACCUUCCAGUCCGGCCAAGCCGUCCACGCCGACCCGGAGGACCGUCUCUGCGCAGCCCGUGCUACAGGGACAGCAAAUACCGACUUCACUACCGCGUGCGACAAGCUUCGGCACGUCGCCGUCACGCCAGUCGACCCACGACAGACUCAACGACAUUCUCGAGGUCGGCAUACGGCGCGCCAGCUCCAUGAACCUUCGUGACCUUUCUCCGAAAUCGAGCCCCAGCAUGCCUUUUGACAAUGAGCCUCCCAUGUCCGACCAGGUCGAUGGACCCGACGAGACAACGAGCUUCGGUGCGGCUAGGAACACCAUGAACUACCAGGCCACACAGACGACGUCGAGCCUACGUAUACGUCAACCAUCCUCCCGGUCUGAGGCGAAUCCUGCGAGUCAGAGUGGGAGCACAGCAGUUCAUGAUGCCGAAAAGAAACACUGGUUAUGGGACGCCUUGGACGGCUUCUGGUCGAUCGAGCUGGAGAACAAGGGCAGUGUUGCCAGGGAUCAUCUGGCCGUGGAACGAACAUUCCUCGCUUGGAUGCGGACUUCCCUCGCAUUCGCCUCGAUCGGCAUAGCCAUCACCCAACUGUUCCGGCUCAACUCUUCUCUGGCCAAUGAGGCAGCCAAUCAGCAUUUUAGACGCCUGGGAAAGCCGCUCGGCAUAACCUUCAUCGGUAUAUCGAUACUGGUAUUGUUAUUGGGGUACCAGAGGUUUUAUCAGCCCCAGCAAUGGCUUUUAAAGGGGAAAUUCCCAGCAUCUAGAGGGCCUAUCAUCCUAAUAUCUCUUGUAUCAUUUGCUCUUAUGCUUGCCAGUCUCGUUGUAGUUAUCAUCCAUCUAAUCGGUAAUACUGCCAUGUGUUGA
Molecule: messenger RNA, 873 nt
Organism: Xylaria bambusicola
Lineage: Eukaryota; Fungi; Ascomycota; Sordariomycetes; Xylariales; Xylariaceae
Exons: 4
Coding region: 1-873 (290 amino acids)
Source: RefSeq, a predicted model, not a curated record